This is a messenger RNA of Rotaria sp. Silwood2, 483 nucleotides long. The record is from the annotation of a GenBank genome assembly. Lineage: Eukaryota; Metazoa; Rotifera; Eurotatoria; Philodinida; Philodinidae.
AUGGAUCGAACAGAAGCACUGAAGAAAAUCCAAAAUGCUUGUGGUUAUUCUUUCACAAACAUUAAACUUUUGGAGGAAGCUUUAACACACGACAGUAAUCGAGUGAAUGAUCGUAGUGUACCUACGUAUCAAAGACUUGAAUUUCUUGGCGAUAGUGUGUUGAAUUUCGUUGUUAGUGACCAAAUUUAUCGUAGCAAUCAAGAUUUUAAUGAAGGUCAGUUGACAAAUAAACGAAAAGAGCUCAUUGAAUCAGUGAAACAAAGUCAAAUCGCUGAAAAACUCAACAUCAAGGAUUACAUCGUAUUUGGACAGAGCGUUCGAAAGGAUCAAUUUUCGAAGUACCACAGUUUUGUGGAAUCGUUAAUUGGUGCUGUUUAUAUUGAUGGUGGCUUAGACAAAACACGUCAGGUUAUUCAUCGACUUUGGGAACUCAGUGAUACUUCAAAUGCAGCUAACAGCCGCGCUGGUUGUGUAAUAUCAUAG